CAUAAGCAUGCGAACUAGGUUAGCGGGGUGUCCAACGUGCUAAUAAUGUCUUCCCCAACAUUCUGGAUGUCUUGGCAGGCUGUCAGCUGUUUUGGGUAAAGCGCACGCGGCCGAGGCGUGGCGGUAAAGAUACGCUGACUUGCCGGAACACGAGACUGGUAUGGUAUACCAAUAAUGCCGAACAUCAGCCAUUGACCAUCAGACACCGGCAUCAGACCUCAGCCUCCACACGACCAGGCAGCAUGCCUUGAAUUUAACUGUGCUCUUUUCUGUCUCUGUCCGUUCUGCCUCGAUGGAUAUCUAAUAUUGUCCUUCCUUUGAACAGGAGAUUACCACCUCACGGCUGCCUCCCAACAGGUGCUUCACCCGCACGUCCUACUGCCUAUACGAGACAACAAAGGGGGAGAACGAGUGUAUGUGUAGGAGAAAUCAAAGCAGGCCACCAUGCUGGAUCCUAUCCCACCACCACCACAAUGGUUGCAAGAUGCCUUCCGGCCUGUUGCAGAGAAGUUGGGCCUCCAUGCCAUGACCCUUCACAUCCAUGAGGUCAUCUUCUUUUUCGUCUUCUACCAGCUCAUCCAGUCUGUGGUGUCACCCAUUCUCUCGAACGCCCUGUUCCCCAAAUUCUACCCUCACUUCAACCGUCGAACGAAGCUGAACUGGGAUGUUCAUGUCGUCUCUCUCAUACAAAGCUCUCUUAUUAACGCUGUCGCACUUUGGGUUAUGUAUGCCGACAAGGAGCGCCAGGCGAUGACCGCGUCUGAGAGGGUUUGGGGCUAUUCUGGUACUUGCGGUCUGAUACAGGCUAUGGCAGUGGGGUAUUUUAUUUGGGAUCUAAUUGUUAGCACGCGGUAUAUUGGUGUGUUUGGUAUUGGGCUUUGGUUUCAUGCCGUCAGUGCGUUGUGGGUGUAUAGCUUGGGAUUCCGGCCUUUCGUAAACUACUACGCACCAACCUUCAUCCUUUAUGAGCUCUCUAGCCCAUUCCUCAAUUUCCACUGGUUUUUCGACAAAGUCAACAUGACAGGCAGUAAGGCGCAAUGGUACAAUGGGAUGGCAUUGCUGUCGGUUUUCUUCUGCUGUCGCCUUGCCUGGGGCACAUGGCAGUCCUUCCGGGUCUUCGUCGACAUCUUCACAGUUUAUUCACAAGCCCGUGGUAACUCUACCUGGAACCCACCGGAUGGACAUGUAUCAGCAGGUGCAGAAGUUUCCAAAUUCGCAGAUACGACAAUGGCUUAUGGCAUCCCCCUCUGGCUUGUUAUAACAUACCUUAGCAGCAACCUCACCCUCAACUCCUUAAAUUUCUUCUGGUUCGGGAAAAUGAUUGAGACUGUCAUGAAGCGAUUUAGGGUACCUGCGCCCGGCGCUGAGACAAAGGUGAAAGCGGAGGAACAAAUUGCCAAGAUCAAGAGGGAAAUCUCAGAUAACAGUGACGCCGUGCUGGAAGCGGCUGCGAAGCUUGAAGAACAAGAGAGACUCUUCAACAAUGGCGGUAUGCUUGAGUAUUCCGAUGGGGAGAAGAUGACAGUACGAGCCUCAACUGCGACUGCACCUGCUCCUUCGGCCAGGAGGCGGAAAGCAUAGACUGGUUUCUCAAGCAUACCCAUCUCUAAAACAGAGAUUUAUUCACGCCCGCCCGCCUCCACCCGUUUUCUUUUAGCUCACUCGUUCCUCUCACUUUUGGCCUACCUACGGUAGCUACCAGUCAUACUGAUGCUGCUAUAUUCUACUGAUGUUCCUGUUAUUUUCUUUUAUAAUGAAUGAGGCCCACCACCCAGUUUCACAUAGAUUCUUUUUUCCCAUUCGCGUUCAAACUUGUGCCUCUUUCCCCUUUCGUUCCGGAGCAUGAAUGAACCAAGGUGGUACAGUUAUGGAAAGACUAGUUCUCAUGACUUUAUUUGUCUUUGAUUACUCAUUUUUAGUAUAUGUCCAUGCUUACGGGUUAUCCAUUUCAGCUUUGGUCCAAGCGAGUAUCUCUCUAUUUAUUUAUCUCUUUUUCUUUCUUUCUUUCUUUGUCUAUACCAGAUUUCUAUCUAACCAAGUUGAUCCCUACUAUCAUUACACUGCGGAGUAUUUUAAUUAGAAUCAGUUGCAUUAAGAUAUACACCUACGAAUAUUUGAAGCUGUAAAUGGCAUAUCAGUACUCGUACCAACAGUUUCAGGAGAAAAUGAAUGAAGUCUUCACUUCCUUAUAAGCGACUCAUAGGUAAGUAUACAGCUAAAAGCUACAUAGGAUAGGGGAAUAAAAGAACUUGGUACAAGUUUAAACCAGCUUCCUCCCAGAAAGCCAACGAGCGCCUCACAGUCACAAGCAUGGAAAAAUGAGAUUAGAACUAUGUGUAAGCCUCAAACUCCC
Blastomyces dermatitidis ER-3 is the source of this 2353-nucleotide messenger RNA. RefSeq lists its product as uncharacterized. Bases 445 to 1581 code for a protein of 378 amino acids. NCBI's taxonomy places the organism in Eukaryota, Fungi, Ascomycota, Eurotiomycetes, Onygenales, Ajellomycetaceae. The record is from RefSeq and is a predicted model, not a curated record. The transcript is spliced from 3 exons. Gene Ontology annotation, cellular component: endoplasmic reticulum; membrane. Gene Ontology annotation, biological process: lipid homeostasis.